This is a messenger RNA of Chaetomium fimeti, 7755 nucleotides long. Its product is annotated as transcription factor/nuclear export subunit protein 2-domain-containing protein. Gene Ontology annotation, molecular function: mRNA binding. The record is from RefSeq and is a predicted model, not a curated record. NCBI's taxonomy places the organism in Eukaryota, Fungi, Ascomycota, Sordariomycetes, Sordariales, Chaetomiaceae. Bases 229 to 7572 code for a protein of 2447 amino acids. Gene Ontology annotation, cellular component: THO complex part of transcription export complex. Gene Ontology annotation, biological process: mRNA export from nucleus; mRNA processing. The transcript has 3 exons.
GUUCCCGACCUCCGACUUCUAAAAACCAGCAUCGCCAGUCACCACCUGGCAGCCCACACCGACUUCACUUCUUGUCGGUGCGCGGGACGGCACAUUCUAUUGAGCCCGUUUUCCAAAUAGAGUUCUCAAGCCAUCAGGCAUUCCAUUGAUUGCGAAACUCGACGUCGACUCUCGGCUACCCGCCGCACCUCGAUAAAUGACCUGACUUCGGCGAUCGCUCGUUUGACGAUGGCUCCGAAGCGCAAGAGAAACGAUCGAGGUCCCAGCGAUGUUGGUACCUCGCGACCGUCACCACAUCGGCCCUCGGAUUCCACAUUGGGACAGCACGAGAGAAGCUUCGAUGGAGGUCGUAAUAACCGUGGCGGUAGGAAUUCACGGAGAGGGGAGCGUCGCGAUUCUACCCAGUCCCAUGCUCCGAAUCCGUCUUCCAGUGGUCCAGGUCCUAGAUCGCCGCCGCUCCCGAGGCCGUCGAGCUCGUCGUCAUCGGCCGCCCUUCCGCCUCCCACAGUACCAGCAACGCUGGCGCCGCCGCCAAUUCCAGCCACCCUUGCGCCGCCGCUAUCCCCCAUCCAACCUUUCUACGAUUAUAGCAUCGUCACCGAUGAUCGCGUGAGCAGAUGGGCAAGGGGUGCACGACAGGAAGUCAUCGAACAUGGCGUCCAGUCGCGAAAGGAUGAAGAUCUCACAGAGGUCGUCAUGAUAUUUCAGGAACUCAUUCAUUCCGUCACCGACGCCCGGCUUCAGGGCUCUGAUGCCGGCGGCGUUGUCCAAGAGAUUCUAGGCCCCGACCUGUCGGAGGCGGAUCGCGAUGCCGCUGUGUUUGAUCCUCAUACCCUAUUCCUCGACACCGUGUCUACCUUCAUGGAUGUCGAGUCGGGACCACUGCGACCGCAGCUCCGCGACUUCAUGGUCGCCACCAACGUAUCUCCGACCCUCAUGCGCAUCAUCCUGGAUCCGCCAAUCCUUCAGCACCUUGAUCUGAUCCGCGACACCUUUUUCCGGAUGGGUGUUCGCCAGUCCACAAACCUGCUAUACCGCCAAGCAAAUUACAACCUGUUACGCGAAGAAACCGAGGGCUUUGCAAAACUCGUCACCGAGCUGUUCACGACUAGCAGUUCCGAGCCGCCCAGCUCCGAAGUCGUGCAGGCCACUUUCAACAAGGUUAUGGGCCUUAUUGGGACUUUCGACCUGCACCCUGGUCGCGUACUGGAUGUAAUCCUGGAUGUCUUCGCCGCCGUGCUGAUCAAGCAGUUCCGGUUCUUCAUCAAGUUCCUGCGCGUCAGCUCGUGGUGGCCUCGCAGCCAAGUUAGCCUACCCGCUAACUUAUUCAUUGGUGGUCUACCUAACUGGGCCACACCUCAGCAUGGGGGCUGGCUCACGACCGACGAGGAAGAGCUCGCCCUCGCCCAGCAGCGGCUGGAGCGGGACAUUGCCUUCUGGGACCGAGCCCGCAAGGUCAAGCUCGACGCUUAUUUCGAGUUGGGCGGCCGGCAGCUCGCCGCAUCUGACGAGGAGCGCCUGGCAAAGGGCGCCACCGAAGGCGGUCCAGAAUCUAGUAUCGAGCAAGACUGGAUCAGGAUUACAAAAACCCUCCCACCACCAGGCAACCGAGACGCUGCCCAGAUGCUGGGUUUCAAGCUGCGCUUUUACACAUCUGAAGCCAGAGACCCCGAGGAUACCCUCCCAGCAAACCUGCUCUAUCUCGUCUCGCUACUGAUCAAAGUCGGCUUCGUCUCGCUGACCGAUCUGUGGAAUCACGUAUGGCCGCUGGAUGAGGACAUGGAGGCCGUCAAGGUUCGGAAGAUGAAAGAACUGGAGGAGAAAGCGAAAGCGAGCCGGCCGGGCGGCGAGCAGAAUGCCUUGAUGAUGGCGGGGGCCCUUCCGGACGAUAUGCCCCCACCCCCGGGGAGCAUCCCCCGCCGCGACGCCCCCGCGAGCAAAUCGGACCCUACCAAGGCUCCGGAACCGACAGAAGCGAAGCCGGAGCUGCGGGAGCCUGAUGAUCAGAAAGUGCUUCUUCUCAAGUGUCUUCUCACCAUCGGCGCUAUCCCCGAAUCUCUUUUCAUCAUCGGGCGGCAUGAUUGGAUUCUACGAGCAUUCCCCGACCUCAUACCGCUCUUUCAUCGCAUUCUCCAUCACUCCGUCGACGUCGUAUUCCAACAAAGUUCACCAAGCUUCUCGGUUCCGGCCGAAUGCCCACCAAAGAAGCACCUGGAUCCCGACCAGUCAGGCGCACUCAAGGGGCACCUAAAACUCAAGACGCCCGUCAUCAAACGCGCGCUGAGGUGGCCGAACGCAGACCAGAACGAUGCUAAAGACGGACCUUGCUACCGCUUUUACUGGGAUGAGUGGGCCGAUAACGUCCCGGUUUGCCAAACUGUCGACGACAUCUUCACCCUUUGCGAAUCACUUCUAAACGUCAUCGGCGUAAACAUCGGCUUAGACGCCUCCUUGGUGGCCAAGAUUGCCCGAAUUGGUAACAAGAGCCUCAGCGACGAUCGAUCACCCGACAAUGCCGCGCGUUGGCUCAACCUGCUCAAACGUCUGCUGGUACCAUCUCUGAGCAUGGGCAACCCCAACUCGUCAGCCGUCGACAGUGUGUGGUCACUCCUCAAGCGGUACCCCGUUCGGGACCGGUUCAACGUCUACGCCGAGUGGUAUGAAGGCGCCACCUCUCGACUCGAGCCCGUGCAGAAGGCCUUCGCUCAGACGAGACUGCAUACCCUUAGCAAGAUGAAGCGGCUGUCACACAGCAACAUCAUCCAGAUGGCCAAGGACCUCGCAAAGAUUGCUUACCCGUCGCCCGGUAUCGUUUGCAAGGUUGCGCUGCAGCAGAUCGAAUCGUACGAUAACUUGAUCGAGGCCUUUGUCGAGUGUGCCAAGUACUUCACUGAUUUGGGAUACGAUGUCCUUGUCUGGUCUGUCCUGAGCUCCCUUGCCGACCAGGAGAGGAGCCGCACCCAGGCGACCUCGGUGUUGCUCACGAGCAAGUGGCUGCAAGCGCUGUCGCGUUUCUCCGGGAAAGUGUUUCAGCGCUAUUCCAACAUGGAUCCGUUGCCUAUUCUCCGCUACGUCCACAGCCAGCUCCUGCAGGGCAACUCGACUGACCUGCUCAUCCUGGAAGAGCUGAUCGAGUCGAUGGGAGGUAUCGUCUCUGGAUUCGAUUUUACCGAUGCUCAGCUACGUGGCAUGACCGGCGGUGAGCUACUUCGCCGCCAGACGCUCGUCAAUCUGGGUGAUAAGCGGGAACUGUCAGCACGGAGCGCACAGCGUCUUAUGAAGGCACUGUCGCAAUCAAACCUAGCGGGCCAACUUCUCAUCAACAUCUCCCAAUAUCGACAGAACGCGAUUUACAACAUCACCGAUGGGAACGCGGUCAUCAAGUACCUCUCCGCCCUCGUUGACGGCGCCCAUAAAGUUCUCUGCCGAUGCCUCGACCUGCUACUCAGCAAUCUAGAUCCCGACACUUUCAACAGCUUGGUGCCCGACGUCAUCGAGCUCAUGCAGGAUUACGGCCUCGACGCCAACCUUGCUUUCAUGAUUCGGCGAAACAGCAUUCGUUGGGACACGAAGGCUCUCGUAUCAGUCAAAGAAAGCCCCCCGCAGCCCGCAAAGGUCGUAGCGGAUAUCGACGGCGAUGUCGCCAUGGAGACAGUGACCAGUGACGGUACGUCAGCCCAGGCUGACGCCAAUGGCACAGAUGCCAGAGAUGGCACCAAUCACAGCAGUCCGACGCCGAAAACACCAAACAGCCGCCUGCCGGAAUCGCUUUCCGACGCCCUCGCGCCGCUCAUCGAUGAGAUCCCCAAGGUAUUGCCCCAACAGUCGUGGCAGUAUAUCUCGCCGGCAUGCUACGUGUUCUUCUGGUCCCUGCACCUGGGAAACCUGGUCUGGCCCCAGGACAGUUACGAGGCCGAAAACAAAAGGCUCAAGGCACAGAUCGCUGAGUUGACGGCCACGGACCGGUCGGACACCCCUCGUUCGAUUGCAACCAAGAAGCGGAAGCGCGAAGACGUCAUGGACCAGCAGCAGCGCCUUGUUCAGGAAAUGAAGGACGGGAUUGAACGAUUCCAGAAAACCAAACUUCACAUCGGCAGGCAGACGAACGGUUGGUUCCCUGCAGGCAUCCAAGAUGCCAACGCGACAUCGGAUACCCUGCUCGAAGAAUGCAUCCUACCACGUCUGCAGGUCUCGCCCGUGGAUGCCGACUAUUGCUUCAGGCUAGUCAAGUUCUUGCACGAGAAUCCGAAGUCCAACUUCAAGCUCAUGCCCCUUUACGAUCGGCUGUUCAACCACAAUCGCCUGCGCGCCCUGAUCUUUACCUGCACCGUCCGCGAGGCAGAGCAUCUAGCGCGCUUUCUCAAGUUCAUCCUCAGUGACCUUUCUAAGUGGCAUAGCAGCAAGAGUGCCUACGAGAAAGAAGCUUUGGGUCUCAAGGAACUCCAGGGCGCCAAAACUAGGGAAUAUAUCGGCUUUGCCACGGCCUUUGAUGACAAGGGGAAGCCGACUGAGUUUACCGAGCAUGAUGCCUUCAAGGAAAUCCUGUUCCGCUGGCACAAAGAGCUCAACACCGCUCUGCGAUCAUGCCUCAACGGUAUGGAAUGGAUGCAUAUCCGAAAUGCAAUCAGCAUCCUCAAGGGCGUCAUCGAUUUCUUCCCGGCCAUCAAUUUCAUGGCGGACAAGUUUUUGGAGCAGCUCAACACCAUUAAGGAUCGCGAGUCGGCAAACUCCAACGCCCCCGAGUCCGCCCAAGGGCACCGCGUCGACCUGUCCGUGACAGCGCAGACUACAUACUCCGAAUUGGCUAGGAGGAAGUCCAAAUGGGUCCUAGUCCAGGCUUUCCGGCCGGGCGCUAAGAGCGACGGCAAAGACGACAAAGGAUCCGCAGUGCCAGCCAAUUCUUCCCUCCGAGGUUCAGCGGCAACAUUCAGGUCUACUGGGGCGCGUCCCCCGCACCCUUCUGAGGUUGAAGAUGGAGAAGUCGACGAAAAGAGAGCUGGAAAGGCAGCUGCGAGGACAAACGGCCCGAAUCUGCCAAGGCCGCUUCCAGCCAGGGAACCGCCGAGGGACUCUCCGGCCCCAAGGACAGGCUCAGCGGCUCCCAAUACUGGUCGGCCUAUCACUCCGAAACCUCUUUCAACACCACACUCCAGUGCCCGACAAGAGCCGCCACCCAGGUUUUCGACCCUCCCACCGGGUGGGCCUGGGCUUCCAAGCCGGCCGGAUCUGCCCAGCAGACCCGAUGUACCAGGGGCCAGGUUUAGCCAACCUCGGAAUGACAGGAGAGAUAUCCCCUCGAGAGACGCUCGAGAUUAUCGGGACGGCCGCGAGCCAAGAGACCAACAUCAACGGGAUGCUCGCGAGCUCCAAGGUGCUCAGGACAACAGAGACUACCGCACACCGGAAGGACCACGCCCAGAGCGCCCCGCUCGCGACAUUCCAGCAUCCGAUAGGCGUGCGCCCGACGCUGGGCAACGCGAACCCGGACCGCGAGUUGCCGGCCGCGAUGCCGGUCGCGAGCCCAACCGGCUUCCCGACCGAGGACGAGCAGAGCCUCCGCCGCGCCGUCACGACCAUGCACCACCCGCUGACCGAGAUAACCGUCCUGACAGCCGCCCGCCGCCGCGGGAGAGGGGCCCCCCUCACGACUCGAGCCGAUCCCACUCGAGGCCUGCGAGGGAGCCUACUGCCUCUACUCCUCCGCCAGCGCCCGCUACGCAGAAUACGGCUCAGGGGCCCUCGAUCAACCCAGAACGCGCGCGGAUUAUUGAUGUUGAGCGGCCGGAAAUGGUUAACCCAGCCAGGGCUGCCCUCAUCAAUGACACACGAGAGCCUCCAACCCGCCCCUCGCCGAGAGACUCGCUCCGCGAACGGCCCCCGCGAACGGAAUCACCAAGGCGAUCUGAUCGCACGCUAGCGGACGCCCCUCAGCCGGAUAAUCCGCGUGAGGAUCGUCAUGGCCGGCAUCGCCAUUCGCCGCGGCCCGAAACUCCGCGAGACGCGCAUAGGGAGACUGCGGCGCCAUCUUCACGACCGGAACGAGUCGCGGAGCGUGAAGAUAGGAAGGCGGGCCCUCGAGACUCAUAUGCCGGCCAAUCCCGAUCGGAUCACGACCACGGACGACUCAACCAGCAGGACCCCAACUACGGUCGGCUAAACGCUAUCCAGUCCGUCGUCGAUAUGCCAGUGGGUGCGCCCUCGGGCCCGCGAGGCCGGGGCGGCCGGACUACCGGUAGGACCGGCCCUGCCAACGGCCCUUCGAUGCGGCCCGACAAUAGGUUCCCGCCUCUUGAGCCUAUCCGCCCGCCCACUCCUGAACGUCAUCCGCCAACGGGCCCCUCCGCGUCACGCUCUCGCCGAGGGCAAUAUGACGGUGCUAGCGUGAACUCUCCAACAUCAACCGCACCUCCCUCGGUUGGAGUGCAUCCGGAUAGGGUUCGCCAAAUCAAUCAAGUGCCGCCUCCGCCGCCACCACCCCCGCCUCCAACAGCACCUUCGGGGUCAUCGGGCGUUCAUCCGGAUCGUCUGAACCAAAUUGCCCCUCAGCCACCGGGACAUGGCUCGCAUGGCCGCCCCCCGAUGCACACACCUGACCGCCCAUCGAUGCCGGCACCUAACUCGGGAGCACGAGCAGCGCCCUCCGGCCCCAGUGCCGAUUUCUCAUCGGCCCCCACUGGCCCUGCCGCUGCUAACGACCGGAUGAGGCCUGGCGGUCGACAACUCCGCGGCAUCCAAAGUAUGCUUGACAAGGCCUCUGCCGACAACGCCCGCGGCCCAAGCCUACGCAUGUCUCGGUCACGACCCAACUUGGCGGGCUCAGACGCCCAAAUACUGGUUGGCGCCUCACCCGUAGGCACGCCCGUUCACGAACGGCCACCUGAUUCAUUCCGGGACUCAUCUCGCCGUGAAAGCAUCGAUCGUGCGCCGCGCGGAGCCGAGCCAAUUCAGCAGAUCGCUAGCGAUGCUCGUGACAACCGCGAAACUAGCAGCCGGGGCCCCAUGAAUGGCGACGAUUACGGUUCCAGCCGCAACGAGCACGACCGUAGCCGUCGCGAACACCACAGAUCGGAGCGCAGCACCCGUGCGUCUGGGCGCAACAGCCGGGAGCGUACCCCAGAUCGGGAGCGCGGCGAGCCCAAGGAUCCCCGCGAGCACAGAGAUAGGGACAGGAGGUCAUCUAAUGUACCGGGAAGCAGCAACCGUGAUGAGAGAGACCUCCGCCGGUCAACGCGAGAGUCGACGGGCGGUGGCCGAGAGCCAAUGCCCAGCGGCGGGAGGGAUCUCGGUCCGCCGCGCGAGUCGAGUUCUCAUCGUGGCCAUCGUGGUGAGGGUCCCUCUGGGCCGAGGGGCGAUGGACCACCGGGUGGAGGCAGGGGCGAUGGAGGAAGAGGGGAUGAUUAUGGUCGGAGUGGGACUUCGAGGGGCAAUGCGCCGCCUCGGGAGUCGCGGUCGUCGAGACCGGGUGAUGAGCGCGGAGACCCACGAGGUGGUGAUGAAAGGGCUCGGAAGCGCAGGAGCGAGGGUGUGGAUGCGGGCAGCGGAAGCCAUCAGGACAAACGGCAGCGGCGUUAGUAACGGUUGUUGUCGACGCCACAUCAUGUCACAAGAGAAUGUUGGUUGGGAGAUGCCAAAGAUCAACACACAAGAUGUUUUAGCACGGUGGAGGGAGAAAGAUUACGAUACGAGAUUGCGAGGCAUAUCAGAUCAGAUUGGAGGAUACCGAUACGGAUACAGUUUGCCUUUUACCCAUCGGCU